Molecule: messenger RNA, 2714 nt
Organism: Pomacea canaliculata
Lineage: Eukaryota; Metazoa; Mollusca; Gastropoda; Architaenioglossa; Ampullariidae
Exons: 5
Coding region: 215-769 (184 amino acids)
Source: RefSeq, a predicted model, not a curated record
GUAGCUGAACCACGGAGUUGCAUAUAAGUCUGUGGCUUGAACCACGGACUUGUAUGAUACCCGUGUGUAGCUUAACAGUUUUGACUUACUAAACCUGUAGCUUGAACCACGGAGUUUUAUGUGACAGCUACACUGAAAAUCAUCGGAAGUAAACAGCCGUUUUCUUCGAAGAUUCAUUAUUACUAGUUGUGAAAUUAUUUUAUUGAAACACAGUAUGAGUGGCAUUUUCUCCAAGACAACUAAGCUGAUGCUACGUAAUGUCCUCCGCCAUACAGACUCCCACAACAGGGUGGUGGAGGAAGCAGAGAUGUGGCAGCAAUAUGAGCGUCAGAAGACAACAGCUGAUGUUGGCCCCAACAACCCUUCAUUCCACCACGAUGACCGUUGGAGCAGAGACUUGUAUAGUGGACAGCAUAAAUUUGACAGAAAGAAGAGAAAGAUGCAAGAAGACAGACAAAUGCCUUAUAUGGACCAGGAUAACUCUGAAAGUACAUUUUGGAUGAGACAACUUGACAAGGCUGAGAGAUCUGAUCCAAACAGGAGACAUGCAAAGAAGAAGAAGAAAAAGAAGAUGAAAAAGAAGAAAGUUAAAGAGCGGAAAUCUGAAGUAAAAGAGAAAGUGCCCGGAUGCUUGGUCAAACUAGACAGCUCAGGGUUACAGAGAUACCAACACAUGCAGCAGCUUGACAAGAGAAAAGAUUGUGUACAGGAUGACAGUGAACAAGAGGAAAGCAAGUACAGUGGGAAUUCGCAAGGUGGUGAAAACUAGGUGAUCGAACCUUUCGUGAUCUUCAACCUACACCAUCUUCAAAUUCUCAGUCUUGACGCCAAACGACAUCAACUUGAAACCAACCCUAAUGGUAGUCGGGGCGUUCUUGUAUAGACAGUUGGUGUGGUCUGUGAAAGGGUUAAGUGGAUGCCGAGGUAUGUGAUUCCAUCAACCUGCUCCACAUUUUGUGCAUCAAGAGGAUUUCCUUAGAAUUUGGCAUGUUUGGGGUAACAAGAAAUUGUUUUUCUGCGGUAGAAGACAAACGUCUGAGUCUCAUCUUCAUAUUCUGAGACUGAGCCAUCACGGUCAUUAGUCUAGAGUAUAAAUAGCACCAGUGCGGUCAGCCGGUCACACAGCCUUGUAAACAAACACAAGAUGGGGGUUGGGAAUGAGGACUGGUGGAGACGAACUGCUGACGAUUGGUUAUUAAGGACCUACAGAAUGAUCUCAAGUUGCCGUGAUUUAGCCCUAGUUUGCUGGCACGGCAUUCAACACAAACAAACAGAAUGAUCUCACGAACUAGAAUGUGUAACCUGACAGUGCUCAACGCUGAACUUAGGUCAGUACAUGUACUUCUAUCGCUAAAAUACCUAAAUUCUUAGCUACAUCAUCUCACGUGGAAACUAAGGUUGGCUAAAUCAUCUCACAUGAUGAAUGUUGUACUGGUUUCAUCAUCUCGUCUCGUGAAAGCAUGAUCGACUUCGUCUCAUAUGCGAUGACCUCACCUGAACUUUCGAUUGGCUACAUCGUGUCGCUUGAUUAAUGUUUGAUUGGCUACAUCGUGUCGCUUGAUUAAUGUUUGAUUGGCUACAUCGUGUCGCUUGAUUAAUGUUUGAUUGGCUACAUCGUGUCGCUUGAGGAACGUUUGAUUGGCUGCAUCGUGUCGCUUGAUUAAUGUUUAUUGGCGACAUCGUGUCGCUUGAUUAAUGUUUGAUUGGCUUGAUGAAUGAUUGGCUACAUCGUGUCGCUUGAGGAACGUUUGAUUGGCUUGAUGAAUGAUUGGCUACAUCAUGUCUCUUGAUGUAUGUUUGAUUGGCUUGAUGAAUGGCAACAUCAUGUCUCUUGGUGUAUGUUUGAUUGGCUACAUCGUGUCUCUUGAUGUAUGUUGGAUCUGCUACAUCGUGUCUCUUGAUGUAUGUUGGAUUGGCUUGAUGAAUGGCAACAUCAUGUCUCUUGGUGUAUGUUGGAUUUGCUACAUCGUGUCUCUUGAUGUAUGUUGGAUUGGCUACAUCGUGUCUCUUGAUGUAUGUUGGAUUGGCUUGAUGAAUGGCAACAUCAUGUCGCUUGGUGAAUGUUUGAUCGGCAACAUCAUGUCGCUUGCUUGCAAAUAUUCUGUCGUCGUCGGUGAGUGAGUGCUUGUAGCCAUCAGUGCGUUUGAAAAGCCUAUCUCGACUUGCCAAACACUGUUUUAGAAAAGUGAAAGGACCCCGCCAUGCUUUCUUGCUGAUAUGCUUAUCUUUUAAUAGCAUCUCCCGAAAUAAUGACUGCUUGCUGACGAAAACAUUAAGUGUAAGAGGGCGGUAGCGGGAGGGCUGUGAUAACGACGGUAUGUUUACAGCAGCUUGUGGGAUGGAAGCUGUAGAUGUCCCGCCGCGUCAGACUUGGCUGGUGUCGAUGUACUCGUCAGAUUUCACCCCAAACAUCUCAGUCUACGAGGCUGCGGGCCCGUCCUACUUACUUGUAUAUAUUUAUAUACGCUGUAAGGCGUGGGUUCAGUGGUCACGUGACAUCUCAUGUUUCGUCAGUUUUCUGAAGUCACAGUCUUGGGAACUGUGGCGAAGGAGCGUAACAUUCACGUGACUUUGUGGAUGUUCUGAUCUCACACACUGUAGAUGGGAGUGAGCACCAUAUGAUGUCACUGUAGAUGGGAGUGAGCACCAUAUGAUGUCACACACACUGUAGAUGGGAGUGAGCACCAUAUGAUGCCACACACACUGUAGAUGGG